Molecule: messenger RNA, 1128 nt
Organism: Ixodes scapularis (black-legged tick)
Lineage: Eukaryota; Metazoa; Arthropoda; Arachnida; Ixodida; Ixodidae
Exons: 2
Coding region: 1-1128 (375 amino acids)
Source: RefSeq, a predicted model, not a curated record
AUGAAGCUUCAUAAGUGGGGGUGCAACAGCGCGGUCCUAAAGAAAAUGCUGGAGGACAACGUAUCCGAAGAGAGAGUCCUUGGACAGCUGACGGGAGUGGUGAAAGUGCUGGAUAUAACCUGGGAGUCGAACGAAGACAAACUGUCUUUCACAACAGAACAGGUGGUCGAGUUUACAAGCCAACGCAGAAACACCAAGCGAUUCGUGCUCCAGACCACGGCGCGACUCUACGACCCACUCGGUUUCCUCUCUCCUUUCGUGACCCGAGCCAAGAUUUUGUUUCAAGAGAUCUGGAAGCGGAACCUGCGUUGGUAUGAUACACUGCCGGGUGAACUGAUGGGAGACUGGGAGAGUUGGUGCGACGAGCUCACCAAACUGGGUCAGAUCAGUGUGCCCAGGUACUACGACAGCGGACUGAGCAACAUGAUCAUACACAGAGCGUUGCAUGUGUUCUCGGACGCCAGCUCUUCCGCCUACGGAUCGAUUAUUUUUCUGUGUUCAACUGACGACAGCGGAACGAAGAAGGCGACAAUAUUGUUCGCUAAGUGCCGCGUCGCCCCCCUGAAGGAAAUUUCCUUGGCGAGACUGGAGCUCAUGGCAAGCUUGAUCGGAUCGAGACUACUGAAGUACGUCAAGACAUGCCUCAAAAUCCAGGUGGACGAAGUUCAUUUUUGGACGGACUCGAUGAUCACUUUGCACUGGAUAAGAGGAGAGGCCUCCAGAUGGAAAACGUUUGUCAAAAACCGAGUACUGGAGAUACAAGGAAACUCAGGGGACGCCAAGUGGCACCACUGCCCGGGUAAGGAAAAUCCCGCAGAUUUGAUGACCCGAGGGCUGAAAGCUGAUCGACUGCUUUCUGCUGCACUCUGGUGGACCGGACCAACUUGGUUACAGCUUCCAGCAACCGAAUGGCCCGAAGAAACUGUUGGGGUGCUUUCCCACGACAAGCUCGAGGAGAAAGCUUCGAAAGCUGUAGUCACGCUAGUGCCUGCAGACACGUCCGUGGAGUUCAUGGACAUCUCGAGAUUCAGUUCGGCUGCGAGACUGCACCGAACAACAGCCUGGGUGCUUCGCACAAACCGUUUGGAUAAAGAAGGCACAAAGCUCGACGUUUGCCUCCGAGAUUAG